Lucilia cuprina (Australian sheep blowfly) is the source of this 2210-nucleotide messenger RNA. Its product is annotated as elongation of very long chain fatty acids protein AAEL008004. Gene Ontology annotation, cellular component: endoplasmic reticulum membrane. The transcript has 7 exons. Gene Ontology annotation, biological process: fatty acid elongation, saturated fatty acid; fatty acid elongation, polyunsaturated fatty acid; fatty acid elongation, monounsaturated fatty acid. NCBI's taxonomy places the organism in Eukaryota, Metazoa, Arthropoda, Insecta, Diptera, Calliphoridae. The coding region runs from base 712 to 1557 and encodes 281 amino acids. Gene Ontology annotation, molecular function: fatty acid elongase activity. The record is from RefSeq and is a predicted model, not a curated record.
UUCGGAAUUAAAGUUAUCCCUAGUGAAAUAUAAGACAUCAAAGUUAAAUGUCGAAUAUAUGACAUUCGAAAAACCAAAAAGUACCACCAAUAUUUUUUAUAAAUAUUGUUUUGUAAAACGUCUUCUUACACUUAUAACAAUACAAUACAAUUUAAAUUCGUAUAGCCCGAUCUAACAAAAUACUUUACAGUGAGGGUCUCCAAAGUAAAGGUGUUGCGGUCGACAAAAGCGGUGAUGGUCUUCAAAGUAAAUGUGUUCCGGUCUACAAUAUCGGGGUCUGAAGAGAUAAAUGAAACGGGCGCUGCCAUCUAUCUGCUCACUGGCAUGAAUCUCAACAAUCCUCCUCAAACCCCCGAAGGCGCUAAGAUAUUACAAAUUAAUUUGAAGCACUCAAAAAGCCGAGAAGUCCUGGACAUUGUCGUGGUUAAGGAACUGAAGAACGAAAUCAGAAGUCAAAGGGUUCCCUCCAAACACAACAUAGCCUUUGUAAGAAGUUAUUGAAGUAACAUGUCGAGCUACAGCAUAACUUUAGCUUUAUUAUUGCCCCAAGUUAUAUGACACUUGAUAAUACAGCACCAGCAGACGAAGUAAGCGAAUUCCUGGCCAAGUUUAGGCAUCAGACGGCAUUAUUUUGUGCUGUGAUGCCAAUGCCCGGCAUUCGAUCAGGGGUAGCAGCGAAAUUAAUGAAAGGGAAUAUCAUAUUAAGUGAAGAUGUCAUCGCCAACGCUUAGAUUAAAUGAAUCGACGACAGUGGUUGAUCGAUUGGUUAACUUUUUUGUGGAACAUGAAGAUUUGCGAACAAAAAGUUGGUUUUUAUCUAACGCACCAGGUCCUCUCUUUAUGAUAUUGGGUGCAUAUUUAUAUUUUUGUCUAUAUGCUGGUCCUAGAUAUAUGCGCGAUCGCAAACCAUUCGAACUAAAGAAUACAUUAUUGGUGUACAAUGCAGUUCAAGUUGUCUUAAGCUGGGUGCUAUUUUAUGAGGGAUAUAAAGGCGGCUGGGGUGGUCACUAUAAUUUUAGAUGUCAACCAGUUACAUAUGCUACAGAUCCUAUUUCUAUGAGAAUGGCUCGUGCAGUUUGGCUUUAUUAUAUUGCAAAAAUUACUGAGCUCUUGGAUACCAUAUUUUUCGUAUUACGUAAAAAGGAUCGUCAGAUUUCCUUUUUGCAUUUAUACCAUCAUACAUUAAUGCCAGUUUGCGCUUUUAUUGGAGUUAAAUAUUUUGCUGGUGGACAUGGUACAUUGCUUGGAUUUAUUAAUUCCUUUAUUCAUAUAAUUAUGUAUGCCUAUUAUUUGCUCUCUGCUAUGGGACCGAAAGUACAAAAAUACUUAUGGUGGAAGAAGUAUAUUACUAUCUUACAAAUCGUUCAAUUCUUAAUUAUCUUCGUGCACACGUUGCAGAUUCAGUUCCAACCUAACUGUGCAUUUCCCAAACCAAUUGCUGCUUUAUUGACAUUUAACGCAGGCCUCUUUACUUACAUGUUCAGUUCGUUUUACGUUAAAAAUUAUAAUAAGGAUAAGAAACGUGCAGCCACUUUAAAAGCCGCCAAAAAGGAGUAAAAUCGUUGUACUAUUUUCCUUCAUCUAUGAACACUUAAAACAUUAACCUUUUAGUUAUAACAUUAAGAUUAUAAAGUUUUUUUCUAGCCACUAAUAGAAUUUGGAUUAAGGAUUAAUUAUGUACCUUUAGCAAAAUUAGGUAUUAAGUGAUAAACUAAUGUAAUUUAAUGCAUACAUACGUAGUAGUUUUAUAACAAUUAUACGAUUAUGUAUGAUUAACGUAAAUCAAUACCACAAACGUUUAAAAGUUAAUACAUACACAACUUAUUUUUAUUAAUUUUUAGGUCUUAAGUUUAUCAAUGCAACAAUAUAAAAUUUAAUUUAGAUGAAUUAGUUGAAAUUAAUAUCCUUUCUUGUUUUUAAGUGGUAAAAGGAGAGUGCAAUAGAACCAAAUAUAAAUAUUAGCUUAUUCUUAAGGGUUCAUUAUUAAUAUGUAUAUAUAAUACAUAUGUAUGUAUAUAUUUACUGUAUUGUUUUCAAUUAUAUUUAAGUCGACAUAUCUUGCUGAAUUAAACAAUAACACAAACUAAAAACUUCAUUAAAAUAGUAUUAACGAUUGUGUCUUAUGCAAGUGUAUAAAUAAUACUUAUAAGAAUGAUCCAACGUAAAUAAAAACUGUCAAUAUUAUGAACAUAUCGAUAUAUAUAAACUAA